Dama dama (fallow deer) is the source of this 2068-nucleotide messenger RNA. RefSeq names its product TATA-box binding protein associated factor, RNA polymerase I subunit B (gene TAF1B). Bases 759 to 1910 code for a protein of 383 amino acids. The record is from RefSeq and is a predicted model, not a curated record. NCBI's taxonomy places the organism in Eukaryota, Metazoa, Chordata, Mammalia, Artiodactyla, Cervidae. Gene Ontology annotation, molecular function: RNA polymerase I core promoter sequence-specific DNA binding. Gene Ontology annotation, cellular component: RNA polymerase transcription factor SL1 complex; RNA polymerase I core factor complex. Gene Ontology annotation, biological process: RNA polymerase I preinitiation complex assembly; nucleolar large rRNA transcription by RNA polymerase I. The transcript is spliced from 15 exons.
ACGGGUCCCGGCGGCUGAAGCGGCUGAGUUGCAGAUAUGGAUCUGGAGGAGGCGGUGAGAAGUCCGGCUGCUGCGCGACCAGGCGACGGGGCGGGAGAGCCGUGAGGCUGAGGAGAAGGCGCCGGAGGACGCCAGCUGGCUGUGGAGGCGCUCUGAGAGAGUUCAGAGAGCGCUGUUCUCAGUGUGCUGCUGUUUCUUGGGGUCUUACUGAUGAAGGCAAAUAUUAUUGUACUUCUUGCCACAAUGUUACAGAAAGAUCUAGGGAAGUCAUAGACACUGGGGCUAUUCCUAAUACUAAAAUACAAGCCAUCAACCGGGGACUUAAAAGAAAACGAAAACUUGAGAAAGGCUGGGAUUGGUAUGUGUGUGAAGGUUUUCAGCACAUACUUUAUCAACAAGCAGAAGCCUUGCAGAGCCUUGGAGUAGGCCCGGAGUUAAAGAAUGAAGUUUUGCAUAAUUUUUGGAAGCGCUACCUUCAGAAGAGCAAGCAGGCAUAUUGUAAAAACCCAGUUUAUCCCAUCAGAAGGAAAAGUACGGUAUUAGAAGAUAAUUCGAGCCAUUCAGACUGGGAGAGUGAGCCUGAGCUGCUGAGUGACGUGAGUCGACUGUCUUUUGGUGAGAGUGGAGCAGAGUCUCAGCCUGAUGUCCGCACUCCAAAGCCUUUCCCCAUCAUCAAAGCAUCACACUCAGAAACGACCUCUGUCUGUUCCGGGUCUCUUGAUGGAGUAGAAUAUUCGCUGCGGAAGGAGAAGGGGGUCAUGAAGAUGAGCGUACCACGGACGCUAGCCUUCUGCUAUCUGUCAUUACUUUGGCAGAGAGAGACAAUUACUCUUUCAGAUCUUUUGAGAUUUGUUGAAGAGGAACAUAUUCCUUACAUACAUGCUUUUCAGCAUUUUCCAGAAGAGAUGAAAUUAUAUGGACGUGACAAAGGAAUCUUUGCCAUAGAGUCUUGGCCUAACUAUGAAGUUAUCUUUAAAAAAAUAAUUGAAGUUGCCACAUUUUUAGAUUUGCCACGUUUUCCAGACAUAACUGAAAACUGCUAUCUUCAUCCAAACAUCUUGUGUAUGAAAUACUUGAUGGAGGUCAAUCUCCCUGAUGAAAUGCAUAAUUUAACCUGCCUAGUGGUAAAAGCAACUGGAAUAGGAGAAGUGGAUUUUCUAAGAUUUGAUCCUAUAGCUAAAAAGGCAAAAACUGUUAAAUAUGAUGUGCAAGCUGUAGCUGUCAUUGUAGUGGCAUUGAAACUGCUCUUUUUAUUAGAUGACAAUUUAGAAUGGUCUUUGUCUAAUAUUGCAGAGAAAUAUAAUGAAAAGAACAAAGAAGAUAAACCAUGGUUUGAUUUCAGAAAAUGGUACCAAGUUAUGAAGAACGCUAUUGAUGAGAAAAAACAAAAGUGGGAGGAAGCCAGGGCAAAGUUUCUGUGGAAAGGUGAAAAGCCACUCUACUACUCAGCCAUUGAUAGGCCAGUGGUGUAUAAAAGAAGAGAAAUGGUGGUGAAUCUACAGAAACAGUUUAGCACACUGGUAGAUUCAGCACCAAACAUUGAAAAAACAAAGCCUUCAAGUUUUCAGUUCAACUGGACUGAAGAGGACAGCGAGAGGCCUUGUUUCCAUGGUCAUAGCCUCCAGGGAGUCCUGCAGCAGAAAGGCCAGUCCCUGACAACCAAGAAUUCCCUCUACUGGCUGAGUACUCAGAAGUUCUGUAAAAGCCAUUGUAAGCAUGUGACAACCUAUGAAGAAUCCAAUUUUUCUCUGAGUUACCAGUUUAUACUAAAUCUCUUCUCCUUCUUGCUGAGAAUAAAGACUUCGUUUCUCCAUGAAGAAGUGAGCUUAAUAGAAAAGAGACUUUUUAAAGCAAAAUAUAAUAAAACAAACAAGAAAUCUUCAAGAUCCAGGAAAGCAAGAAAAUACUGAAAGAAAUAAGUGGAAACUUGUCAGGGAAAAUAUUUUAAUAAUGAAAGUAAUGUCAUUGUAAUAUAAAAUUCUAGAGAAUGGUGAAAAAUAGUGUUUUAUUGCAUACAUGUACACACAUACAAAUACCUAUAUCAAAUAAAAAUGUAUGUUGGAAAACA